AUGGAUAUCGAUGACUCUGGUAUCUGUCCUGUAACCGACGAAAAAAAGGCAAUACGGGCACUCGGUUCCCCAUGGCGGCGACUGGUGCCACGACUCGCACUGUUCAUUCUUAUCGGACUGUUGUCGCUCCUACUAUCGCUGACACUGGCACGACAAGUGUUAGGCAUCGAAUUGCCACAUACCCUCGAAGAUAUCCAGACGAUUGCAGUUCACUUGGAAGCCAUGGCAGCUGCCACCUGGUCCGACUACUUUGCAGUGGCCGGGGUUUUUGCAGCACUGUACCUGUGGCAGCAAGCAUUUUCGAUCCCCGGCUCUGUCUUGUUCAAUUUGUUGGCCGGCCACUUGUAUGGCAUUACUGCUGCGACUCUGUGGACCAGUUUUCUAACGGCUUUUGGUGCUACUUUGGCCUAUGGUCUGGCCAUGCUCGUUGCUGAACCGUUCCUGCAACUCAAUUGGAUCUCGCGUCGAGCAGCAUCCAUGACACGCCAAAUGAAACGCGACAAAUCUGUAGGCAUUUUCUGGUGGCUCUUGUUUGCACGUUUGUUUCCUUUUACCCCUUAUUGGUUCAUUAACAUGGUAUCACCGUUCUUGGGAAUCCCAGUGUCUCCGUUCUUCUGGUCAUGUUUUCUGGGCUCCAUGCCAUAUAACUUCAUUUGUGCCCAGGCCGGUGCCGUCCUUGGCGAACUGAGUUCGACGGCUGAUAUUGUGUCGGUGUCUUUGGUCCUUAAACUGCUCGGUGUAUCAUUUAUCUCCCUCGUUCCAGUAUUAUUCGGCAAGAAGUUGAAGCGCAUGAUGAAGCAAUAUAUUGGUGCAAAGGACAACGAUAUUGACGACGAUGUCGACGAAGACAGCAGUAAUGAUUAUGCUGAUGAUACUAGAUUACUUCGAGAUGAAAGACAAGAAGGGGAUGAUUUAGAAAAGGGCGACGCCAUGGAACUCAACAGUACGACAUUCAUCCAAAACGAGCAACAUCAUCAACAAUAG
Messenger RNA from Zychaea mexicana, 984 nucleotides. RefSeq names its product snare associated Golgi protein-domain-containing protein. Lineage: Eukaryota; Fungi; Mucoromycota; Mucoromycetes; Mucorales; Lichtheimiaceae. The transcript has 2 exons. The record is from RefSeq and is a predicted model, not a curated record. Bases 1 to 984 code for a protein of 327 amino acids.